Messenger RNA from Rotaria sp. Silwood2, 966 nucleotides. Lineage: Eukaryota; Metazoa; Rotifera; Eurotatoria; Philodinida; Philodinidae. The record is from the annotation of a GenBank genome assembly.
AUGUUAAUAUUAUUAAUAUAUUUUUUAAAUGUAUUUAUUUUAAAUAUUAAUUGUUUAUUUCAUAAAAUCGAUGAAAAUCUUUUAUUAGAUAAAAUAGCAAAUAAAAUAAUAAAUUAUGUUAAUGAAAAUAAAAUUCCAUUAAUAUUAACAAAUAAAUUAAUUGGAGAUGAUGCAGGUUCAAUGAGUUCAACAUAUAAUGGUUAUUUAAAUUUAACAAAUAAUAAUAUUAUAUCAGUUAUAGUUAAAUAUUCAUCAUUUAAAUCCAUAUGGAAUUAUGUACAUAAAAAUGAAAUAGAUCGUUUAUAUAAAUAUGGAUGUUAUACUUAUUUAAAUGAAUAUACAAAUGAAUAUAUUAUUUCAAAUGAAGAUAAAUAUAGAAUAUUAAGUGAAAAUUUAAUUCCAUGUGAAUUAUAUGUUGUAUAUAAAUCAUAUCUAUGUCCUUAUUUAAUGGCAACAUCAACCAUUGUUAAUCCAACAUAUUCAUAUUUUUCAUUUUUUAAAUCAAUUGAAGAUAAUGAUGAUAAUAAAUAUUUUUUUAUUAUAUUUAAAAAAUUAGAAAAUUCAAUAUCAUUAAAAAGUUAUCUACAAUUAUAUUUAAAUAAAUUAACAAUGGAUAUAGUUAAAUAUUUAAUUAAAUCAAUAUUAAUUAGUAUAAUUAAAUUAAAAAAUAUGUUUAUUAUACAUCUUGAUUUAAAUUCAUCAAAUAUAUUUAUAAUGAAUAAUGAUAAUAUACAUAAUAUAAGAUUGAUUGAUUUUUCAAUAAUUAAAUUUAUUUAUAAAAGUUCAUCAUUCAAUGUAAUGUAUUCAGAAAAUUUACAUGAAUCAUUUCAAUCAAUUUUUUUUAAUUGUCCAUCUUGUUUUUAUUCAACUUAUUCAAUUCAAACAAUUAUUUUUGCUCAACCAUUUCAUCAAUCAUUUAAAAAUUAUACCAUCGAACAAAUUUUAAAUCAACCUUUUUUAAAUUAA